Messenger RNA from Thermothielavioides terrestris NRRL 8126, 4341 nucleotides. RefSeq lists its product as uncharacterized. The transcript has 2 exons. Gene Ontology annotation, molecular function: phosphoribosylformylglycinamidine synthase activity. Gene Ontology annotation, biological process: 'de novo' IMP biosynthetic process. Bases 165 to 4241 code for a protein of 1358 amino acids. NCBI's taxonomy places the organism in Eukaryota, Fungi, Ascomycota, Sordariomycetes, Sordariales, Chaetomiaceae. The record is from RefSeq and is a predicted model, not a curated record.
GCAAUGAAUGACCCCUGCUAGAAAAUUUCAAAACCUCUCAGAACCCCGCCCCCACCUUACCUUCUGCUCUUCGCUGCUCGAUGACUCGAGACCGAGCCCAGUGAGCAUUGGCUCUCUGCCAGUCCAUCCGACCUGCCAAACGCCAUUCUCGUUAGACCAUCGCCAUGGCGUAUCUCACUCUCGCAGGGGAUUCCUGCUUCACGGCCUCCGAGGCCCAGAAGCUCAAGGACCAGAUCAACAAGGUGGCGCCUAUCAAGGUCUCGAGCUUGCGCGGGUCGUGGAUCUACUACGCCCACAUCGAAGGCGACGCGAGCGAUGCCAAGUCGAAGCUCGCCCAAUUGCUCCCUCUUUCAGCCGGCUCUGGAUUGUCGGCGCCCCAUCUGACGCACAUCGGGUACAGCCGCAACUGGUUUGUGACUCCGCGGUACAACUCGCCAUGGAGCUCCCAGGCCACCACCAUCGCCCAAGUCUGCGGGUUCGAGCAGCAGAUCCGCCGGAUCGAGCGCGGACGCAUCAUUACUAUAGAGUUCGAGCAGCCCUACAAUGACAAGACCAUCCCUUUUCGUGACAUACUCCACGAUCGCAUGACCGAGACCCUUUCGACCAAUGUGCCCGACCUCGAUGCCAUGUUCGCCGAAGGGCAACCCCUCCCUCUCGAGGUGGUCGACAUCUUCGCCGACGGCCGCGACCCGGCACAAAUGCUCAACGAAUACAACAAGGCGCGCGGUCUGGCUCUGGACCAGUCCGAAGUGGAAUACCUGGUGGAGCGGUUCACCCAGUUGGGGCGCCCCCCGCACGAUAUCGAACUCUUCAUGUUUGCGCAAGUCAAUUCGGAGCACUGCCGCCACAAGCAGUUCAAUGCAAAUUGGACCAUUGACGGGAUGGCUAAGGGGAGGACGCUGUUCGAGAUGAUCAGAAACACCCACAAGCAGACCCCAGACUUCACCGUGUCCGCCUACAGCGACAACGCGGCCGUGAUGGAAGGCCAGCACGCCAACUUUUGGGCCCCUGAUUACUCGACUGGGUCUUGGAAGUUGCACAAGGAGCUGCUGCAUGUCCUAGCUAAGGUCGAAACCCACAAUCAUCCGACGGCGAUUGCCCCCUUUCCCGGUGCCGCUACGGGAUCUGGAGGAGAGAUCCGCGAUGAGGGAGCUGUUGGACGGGGCUCAAUGCCUAAAGCUGGACUUUGCGGUUUCUGGGUGUCAGACCUGCUGAUUCCUGACCACCGUGCCCCCUGGGAAAUCGAUGUCGGCCGUCCGGCUCACUUCGCCAGCAGCCUCGACAUCAUGCUUGAGGCGCCCAUCGGCAGUGCUCGGUUCAACAACGAAUUCGGUCGCCCUUGUCUCACGGGAGUUUUCCGGACGCUUCUCACAGCUGAUGAUACUGGGGUCGAAGGGGAGUUCCGCGGCUAUCACAAGCCGAUCAUGAUUGCUGGUGGCGUCGGCACCGUUCGGGACAAGCAUGCACUCAAGCGCCCCGAGGAUGUCUUGGAAGGCGCCCACGUCAUCGUCCUUGGCGGCCCUGCCAUGUUGAUUGGUCUAGGUGGCGGCGCAGCUUCAAGCAACGCCUCUGGGGAGGGCAACGCAGAUCUUGAUUUCGACAGUGUCCAGCGCGGCAACCCCGAGAUGGAGAGGCGUGCGCAAAUGGUCAUCAAUACGUGCGUGGCUUUGGGCGAGCACAAUCCCAUCGCCAUGAUCCACGAUGUUGGCGCGGGUGGUCUGUCCAACGCGCUGCCAGAGCUUGUCAGGGACGCUGGUUUCGGGGGCAGAUUUGAGCUUCGCCAGGUCGAGAGCGUUGACCGCAGCAUGAGCCCGCUGCAAAUCUGGUGCAACGAGGCUCAGGAACGCUAUGUUUUGCUUGUGAACAGCGAGGGGAUGGAGCGGUUCACCAGCAUCUGCCGCCGCGAGCGCUGCGGUUUCUCGGAUGUCGGCACCGUCCUCUCCCGGGAGGUUGACGGCGUCUCGAGGCUGAUUCUCACCGACAGGGAAUCAAUCGAGUACCCGCGUCCCAUCGACGUCCCCAUGGAUGUCCUUUUCCCCAAGGGGCGCAAGUUGGAGCGCAUCGUCAGCUCCAAGCAGCCUGCUUGGCCCGUUUUCGAUCCUGUCGCUAGCCUGAAGUCGGCUGUCGAUGCUUCCCUCAGUGAUGCGGAUCUCUUCAAGCGAGCUGUGCAGCGCGUCUUUUGGAUGCCAUCGGUUGGCUCCAAGUCCUUCCUCAUCACCAUUGGUGACCGCACCGUCGGAGGCCUGACGACUCGGGAUCAGAUGGUCGGGCCGUGGCAGACACCAGUUGCCGACGUUGCGGUGACGGCGACGUCUUUCAGCCUCACUGGCUCGAAGACUGGCGAGGCGAUGGCCAUGGGUGAGAAGCCAACCCUCGCGCUCAUCUCUCCUGCCGCCUCCGCCAGGAUGGCGGUUGCAGAGAGUCUGCUCAAUCUCGGAGCGGCAGACAUCAAGGGCGGCGCGCACCGCGGAGAUCUAAGGCGUGUCAAGCUUUCCGCGAACUGGAUGGCAGCUGUGAAUCAUCCUGGUGAAGGGGCUGCGCUUUACGAGGCGGUCGAGGCCAUCGGAGUGGACCUUUGUCCGAAGCUCGGCGUCAGCAUUCCGGUGGGCAAGGACUCCACAUCCAUGAAGUCAUCGUGGAAAGACGGAGAGACGAAGAAGAGUGUCACGGCGCCUGUGUCGGUAGUCAUAUCGGCAUUCACUCUGGUGGAGGAUGUUCGACGCACGUGGACACCCCAGCUUCGCCGGGUGGAGGAUGUAGGGGAGUCUGUCCUGCUCUACGUCGACCUGGCGCAGGGCCGCAAGGCACUGGGCGGCUCUGCUUUGGCGCAGUCUCUCGGCGCCAUCGGCCACGAGGCGCCAGAUGUGCGCGACGUCGAUCUCCUGAAGGACUACUUCGACGCGCUCGCGCAGCUGCACGAGAGCGGAGUUGUCCUUGCGUACCACGACAAGUCAGAUGGCGGCCUCAUCACCACGAUCGCCGAGAUGAUGUUUGCCGGUCGCUGCGGUGUUGACCUGAUGAUGGACGGCAUCGCGGCCUCGGGUAGCUUGGCGGAUAUGGUGGACGCCCUAUUCAACGAGGAGUUGGGUGCCGUCUUCCAGGUCCGGGCCUCGGACGUGGUCAACUUCAAGAGAUGCUUUGCUACUUGCGGCCCUCCGGCUGGCCUGAUCAGGAAAUUUGGUGUCGUUCAGCCGACAUCCAAGCAAACGUUGACCAUCCGCUACGGCGAAGGGGCGCCGUUUGUCAGCCUGAACAGAGCCGAGAUGCAGCAGUGGUGGAGCAAGACCUCGUACGAGAUGCAGAAGCUGCGAGACACGCCGUCGUGCGCGGAAGCCGAGUACGCAAGCAUCCUGGAUUCCGAAGAUCCCGGCCUGUCCUACAACCUCACCUUCUCGCCGGCCGAGAACAUCACCCCGCUCACGGCGUCCAUCACCAGCUUCUUUGGCAAGAUGCCUCGCGUAGCCAUUCUCCGCGAACAGGGCGUCAACGGCCACGCCGAGAUGGCAUUUGCCUUCCGCGCCGCCGGCUUCGACGCCAUCGACAUCCACAUGACGGACAUCAUCGCCGGCCGCUCGCUGGCCGACUUUGUCGGUCUCGCCGCCUGCGGCGGCUUCUCGUACGGCGACGUGCUGGGCGCCGGCCAGGGCUGGGCGAAGUCCAUCCUGCUGCACGACAAGGCGCGGCGCGAGCUGGCCGACUUCUUCAACCGCAAGGACACGUUCGCCCUGGGCGUCUGCAACGGCUGCCAGAUGCUGACCCGCCUGAAGGAGCUCAUACCGGGAGCCGAGCACUUCCCCACGUUCGUGGCCAACGCCUCGUCGCAGUUCGAGGCGCGCUUCAGCAUGGUCAAGAUCGAAGACAACCCGGCGCGGCCGUCGGUCUUCUUCAACGGCAUGCACGGCUCGAGCCUGCCCAUCGUCGUCUCGCACGGCGAGGGCAGGGCCGAGUUCGCGUCAGACGGUGCGCUCCGCGCGCUGACGGAGGCGGGCGGCAUCCCGCUGCGGUACGUGGAUAACCGGCUCAACGUGACGGAGCAGUACCCAUACAACCCCAACGGCAGCCCCGCGGGUGUUGCGGGCGUUUCGAGCAGGGACGGCCGGGUGCUCGCCAUGAUGCCGCACCCGGAGCGGACCAUCAUGGCGGAUGUGGCGAGCUACGUCCCGCCUGAGGAGGUUGGAGAGUGGGGUGAGUUUGGGCCGUGGCUGAGGUUAUUCAGGAGUGCGCGGAGGUGGGUGGGUUAGAUUUUGGCUGGUUAUUGUUGCUUGCUGGCGUUGUGAAAAGGGGUAGCCAAGGGCGGUUUACACGUGCGAAGAAUUAUUUCACUUGGCAGGAGGCAGGUAC